UUACAUUUCUAGAGUUUGCGUAAAUUGGUCGUUGCUGUGUGCGAUCAUCAACCUACAUCGGUUAUCAGUGACAUUUUACGUGCGUCGUGUCGCAGCGUUUCGUUAAAACAAAGAGACUGUACGUUCAAUCGUAUGUCCAUCCAGAAUCUCAACACAUUCGACCCGUUCGCCGAUGCUAUCAAAAGCUCGGAAGACGACGUUCAAGAUGGAUUAGUCCACGUCCGAAUCCAGCAGAGGAACGGGCGUAAGACGCUGACGACGGUGCAGGGCCUGUCAUCGGAAUAUGACCUGAAGAAGAUCGUGCGGGCAUGCAAGAAGGAGUUCGCGUGCAACGGGACCGUGGUCGAGCAUCCCGAGUACGGAGAGGUGCUUCAGUUACAAGGCGACCAGCGCGAGAACAUUUGCCAGUGGCUCACCAAGUCGGGGCUCGUUAAGCCCGAGCAGCUCAAGGUGCACGGCUUCUAAGCCGCGCCGCGGUCGUCCGACGACCCUAACAUGUCCGCAUCGUGAAAUCAUCAUAGUCCUCUAAAUAAAAUGAGAACGUGCGCGUUAUAACCCUAUCGAAAAUGUAUUUAGAAAGUACCGAUGUUUACAGAGAAAAUCGUAUAACGAGGCUUAGGCCUCCCGCGCCCUGUGCCUUUCUGACUCCCGUGUAUAAUAAAGUAAAUAUUAUCGAGCAACGCUCCCGCGUUCCUGGAAAGCUUUAGUUGCAAUUGUACGCCGAACGAAAUAGUAAUAAUCACUUUGUUUUUUACGACAUUAAUACUUAUUAAAUUGCUGUAAUGAUUAUAUGAUGUGUCUCGAUUAAACAUGUUUUUCUAAGAAAA
Molecule: messenger RNA, 827 nt
Organism: Cydia splendana
Lineage: Eukaryota; Metazoa; Arthropoda; Insecta; Lepidoptera; Tortricidae
Gene: eIF1
Product: eukaryotic translation initiation factor eIF1
Exons: 1
Coding region: 133-465 (110 amino acids)
Biological process (GO): translational initiation
Cellular component (GO): eukaryotic 43S preinitiation complex
Molecular function (GO): ribosomal small subunit binding; translation initiation factor activity; RNA binding
Source: RefSeq, a predicted model, not a curated record